AUGUCUGAAGAAUUAGCAAGAUCAAAACAAUAUGGAUAUAAAGAAAAUUCAAAUUUAGUAUUUUAUUCAGAAAGAAAUAGAAGUGAAUUAAAAGAACCAAAGGGUGAACCAGAAACAUUAUGGGGUAGAUUAAGAGGUGAAAUGGGAGAUAGAGUUAACUACUCAAAACCUUUGGAAUUAUUAGAAAAGAUGCAAAAUUUAAAGAGAAAAACCAUUGAAAAGGAAGGUGGUGAUGUAAAUUCAUCCAAUGAUACCUAUUCAACCACUAAAAAAGUAAAGAAUCAAAAUCCAUUGGAAAAGAAAUCAACCAAUAGAAAAUCCAAUGGUAAUAAUAAUAAUGAAAAACCAAUUGAUAUUUUAUCAGCAACUGAAUCAUUUCAAGGAUUAUAUAAACCAAAAACCAAAGAAACUCGUAUAACCUAUGAAACAUUAUUAACAUUUAUUCAACGUUAUGUUGGUGAUCAACCAACUGAAGUCGUUAAAGGCGCAUUGGAUGAAAUUUUAUCAAUCUUAAAGGACGAUACAAUUCGUGCACCUGAAAAGAAAAUUGAAAUUUCAAAAUUAUUAAAAGGUUUAAAUGAUGUAUCAUUUGCUGAAUUAACUCAACUUGGUAAACAAAUUACAGAUUUCAAAGAUAGCGAAUUAGCAAAACAACAACAACAACAGCAACAACAACAAUCAAUGGAUUCUUUAGAUGAUGAGCAAGGUGUUGCUGUCAUUAUUGAUGAAGAAGAGGAAGAAGAGAAUUUAAGUGAUUUUGAAAUUAGAGAUGAUGAUGAUGAUGAUGAUGAUGUUGAUAAUAAUGAAGUUGAUGAUAAUAAUAAUAAUGAUAGUGAAGCUCAAGAUUCUGAAAUUCAAACUAAAGAUGAAAAUAAUAAUGAUGAUGAUGAAAAUCAAAAAAUUAAAGAGAAUAAUAAUAAUAAUAAUAAAUCACAAAAACCAGAUACAAAAAAUACAAAAGAUGAUAAAAAUAAUAAUAGUAAAUUAAUUAGUCCAAAUGAAAUCGAUUCAUUUUGGAUUCAAAGAAAAAUUAGUGAAUUUGAAAGAGAUCAUGAUUUAUCAAAACAAUUAGCAGAGAAAACUUUAAAUAUUUUACGUCAACCAAAUGUUAGAAGAUGUGAACAACAAUUAGUUGACCUUUUUACAAUUGAUAAAUUAGAUUUUUUAAAAUUAAUUAUAAAUAAUAAACAAACUAUUUUAUAUUGUACAUUAUUAGCAAAAGCAGAGAACGAUCAAGAAAGAAAAAAAAUUGAAGAUGAAAUGUCAAGUAAUCCAGUAACAUUAAGUAUAUUGAAUAGAUUAAAGGGUAAUGAAGUUACAGCAGCAACAACAGAAAAAACAAUAGAAAAAACAGAAUCAAAUAAAAAAGAUGUUGAAAUGAAACAACAACAACAACAACAACAAGAUGAAAUUAAAAAACCAAAAAAAUUAUUAAAUUUAGAAGAAUUAUCAUUUCAACAAGGUAGUCAUUUAAUGACAAAUAAAGAAUUUAAAUUUCCAAAAGGUAGUAAACGUGAACAAUAUAAAGGAUUUGAAGAGAUUCAUGUACCAGCAAGAGCAAAUCCACCAUUUAAUCCAAAUGAACGUUUGAUAUCGAUUGAGGAGUUACCAGAAUGGUCAAGAUUACCAUUUGAAGAGUCUGGUGUAAAGAGUUUAAAUAGAGUUCAAAGUAAAUUAUUUGAUUGUGCAUUCAAGACUGAUAAUAAUUUAUUGUUGAGUGCACCAACGUCGAGUGGUAAGACUAAUGUUGCAAUGUUAACUAUUCUACAUGAAAUUGGAAAGAAUCGUGAUAGAGAUAGUGGUAAGAUCAGAUUGGAUGCCUUUAAGAUUGUUUACAUUGCACCAAUGAAAUCACUCGUACAGGAGAUGGUGGGUAAUUUCAGUAAACGUUUGAAAUCCUAUGGCAUCGUAGUGAAUGAGCUCACUGGUGAUCAAUCAUUAACUAAUAAACAAAUCUCAGAGACUCAAAUCAUUGUGACAACACCAGAGAAAUGGGAUAUUAUCACUAGAAAGUCAGGUGACCGUGCAUACACUCAAUUGGUGAAGUUAAUCAUUAUCGAUGAGAUUCAUUUACUUCAUGAUGAAAGAGGACCUGUGUUGGAGUGCAUCGUUGCAAGAACAUUGCGUAUGAUUGAAUCAACUCAACAAAUGGUACGUUUGGUUGGUUUAUCAGCUACAUUACCAAACUAUGAAGAUGUUGCAACCUUUUUACGUGUUGAACCCGAUGGUGUGUUCUACUUUGACUCAUCCUAUAGACCAAUACCAUUGGAGCAACAAUACAUUGGUAUCUCUGAUAGAGGUAUUAAACAAUUACAACGUUGCAAUGACAUUACAUUCACAAAAGUAUCAGAAAGAGUUGGUGAUCAUCAAAUAUUAAUUUUCGUUCAUUCUCGUCGUGAAACUGCAAAGACAGGUAAGGAUUUACGUGAUCGUGCCGUCGAAGAUCAAUCGAUAGAUAGAUAUAUUAGAGAUCCAGCAUCUAGAGAGAUCUUGAGAGCAACAGCAUCAAAACAAAUUCAAAAUGCAGAGUUAAAAGAUCUUUUACCCUAUGGUAUUGGUAUACAUCAUGCUGGUCUAUCAAGAUCCGAUCGUUCAUUGGUUGAAGAUCUUUUCGGGGAUAAUAGAAUUCAAGUACUCAUUUCAACUGCUACUUUAGCAUGGGGUGUAAAUUUACCAGCACAUACUGUAAUCAUCAAAGGUACACAAAUUUAUAAUCCAGAGAAAGGUUGGUGUGAAUUAUCACCAUUGGAUGUAACUCAAAUGUUGGGUAGAGCAGGUCGUCCACCUUUUGAUAAAGAAGGUGAGGGUAUAAUUAUCACUAGUCAACAUGAACUUCAAUUCUAUCUCUCUUUGUUAAAUACUCAACUCUCAAUCGAGAGUCAAUUCAUUAGUAGAAUAGCCGAUAAUUUAAAUGCAGAGAUUGUAUUGGGUUCAAUUCAAACCGUACGUGAUGCUGUAAAUUGGUUAGGCUAUACUUAUCUUUACAUUUGUAUGAUUAGAAAUCCACCACUUUACGAGAUAUCCUAUGAUGACUUUGAAAAGGACCCAUUGUUGGAACAACGUCGUCUAGAUUUAGUUCAUUCAGCUGCAACUAUUUUAGAAAAGAAUUCCCUCAUAAAGUAUGAUAGAAAAUCAGGUAAAUUACAAUCGACAGAAUUGGGUAAAGUCGCAUCACAUUAUUAUAUCACCAAUUCAUCAAUGUCAAUCUAUCAAGAACAUUUGAAACCUUCAAUGUCUGAUAUCGAAUUACUUCGUGUUUUCUCACUCUCUUCAGAAUUUAAAAAUGUCGUUGUUAGAGAGGGUGAAAAAUUCGAAUUAGAGAAAUUACUAGAACGUGUACCAAUUCCAAUCAAAGAGAAUAUAGAAGAACCUUCCUCAAAGAUCAAUGUUUUAUUACAAACCUAUAUUAGUAAUUUGAAAUUGGAUGGUUUUGCAUUGGUGGUCGAUAUGUUUUAUAUUGCACAAUCUGCAUCACGUAUUACAAGAGCAUUGUUUGAAAUUGUUCUAAAGAAAGGUUGGGCACAAUUGGCAAAGAAAAUACUUAACCUUGCAAAAAUGAUCGAUAGUAAAAUGUGGUCAUCACAAUCACCACUACGUCAAUUCCACAAGAUCUCUCCAAAAGUAUUGAAUCAACUCGAGAGAAGAGGUAUCCCAAUUGAAGAUCUCUACGAAUAUAAUUCUCAACAACUUGGUAAUGCAAUUCAAAAUCCAUCCGAAGGUAAACAAUUAUUCGAUUUAAUUCAUAAUUUCCCAAAAUUAGAUUUAACUGCACAUGUUCAACCAAUUUUACAUGGCCUUUUAAGGGUUGAAUUAUCAAUUACUCCCGAUUUUCAGUAUGAUGAACGUUAUCAUAACAAUUCAAUCGGUUGGUGGAUUAUAGUUGAGGAUGUGGAUGGUGAGAGAAUUCUAUACUUUGAGUAUUUCUCAUUAAAGAAAAAGAUGGUCAAUGGUGAGGAUCAAUUGGUUAGUUUCACCGUACCAUUAUCACAACCAUUACCACCACAAUAUUAUGUACGUGUUAUUAGUGAUCAUUGGAUUGGUGCAGAAUAUUCAUUACCAAUCAGUUUCCAACAUUUAAUUUUACCAGAGAAAUAUCCACCAUGUAGACCUUUGUUAGAUCUUCAACCAUUACCAAUUCAAGUUUUAAAAGAUCCAAAAGCUGAAUCAAUCUUUAAGCCAACUUUCUCCAUUUUCAAUGCAAUUCAAACUCAAGUCUUCAAUUGUAUGUAUCAAUCCAAUGAUAAUGCAUUCAUUUCUGCACCAACCAAUAGUGGUAAAACCGUUUGUGCAGAGAUUGCUUUGAUUAGAUGUUUCAAACAAAAUCCAAAAGCAAAGGUUGUUUAUUUAGCACCAAUGCAAGAUUUAGCUUCUGUUAGAUUAAAGGAUUGGUCAAACAAAUUUGGUGUGAAAUCACCAUUUGGUUUGGUAGUUUCUGAUUUAACUGGUGAUGCAGUUACUGAUAAUAAAAUUUUAGAUCGUUCAAAUAUUAUCGUUACAAAUUGUGAGAAAUGGGAUAUCCUCUCUAGAAAAUGGAAACAACGUAAAGCUUUACAAUCUAUCAAUCUAUUGAUUGUUGAUGAAUUACAUUUAAUUGGUGGUGAAUAUGGUCCAACAAUGGAGAUUGUCGUUUCAAGAAUGCGUUACAUUUCAACACAAACUGGUAAUGCACUUCGUGUGAUUGCUUUAUCCUCUUCCAUUGCCAACGCUAGAGAUUUAGUAUUAUGGAUUGGUGCAACACCACAAACUUGUUAUAAUUUCCAUCCAAAUGUUCGUCCAAUACCAGUGGAAUAUCAAAUUCAAGGUUUCGAAUUCCCACAUUUCAAUGCAAGAAUGUUGGCAAUGACAAAACCAACAGUUUAUGAAGUUGCCAAAAAUAAGAAUCAACAAUCAAUUGUAUUCGUACCAACAAGAAAGUUAUCAAGAUCAUUAGCAGCCGAUAUCAUUGCAAAUGUUAGUUCAUUCGAGGAUACUUUAACUAAACCAUAUCUAGUUUGUGAAGAACAUGUAUUGACACCCUAUCUAGAGGAUGUUGAUUCAUUUGCAUUGAAACAAUCACUUCAAAUGGGUGUUGCAUUCUAUCAUGAUGGUUUAACCGAAAGAGAAAGACGUGUAGUUGAAAUUCUAUUUAGAUCUGGUUCAAUAAGAGUAUUGAUUGCAACUCAUUCAGUCGCAUGGUUAUUAGAUAAUGUUUUUGCACAAUUGGUAGUUAUUAUGGGUACACAAUUAUAUCAAGGCAAAGACAUUAGAUACAUUGAUUAUCCAAUCAAUGAUAUCCUACAAAUGAUUGGUCGUGCUGGCAAACAAGAGGGUGGUGGUGUCAUUAGUAAUAAAGUUGCCAAAGUUUUAUUACUAUGUCAUGCACCAAAGAAAGAGUAUUACAAAAUGUUUUUAAAUGAACCAUUACCAGUUGAAUCACAUUUAGAUCAUUGUUUACAUGAUCAAUUCAAUUCAGAGAUUGUAACUAAAACCAUCACAAAGAAACAAGAUGCUUUGGAUUACCUAACUUGGACUUUCUUAUAUCGUCGUUUAAAUCAAAACCCAAAUUAUUACAAUCUAUCCGGUGUAUCACAUUUACAUCUAUCUGAACAUCUUUCAGAAUUGGUUGAAAAUACAUUGGUGGAGUUAGAACAAUCAAAUUGUAUCACCAUUCAAGACGAUCAAGAUAAAGUUUCCCCAUUGAAUUUAGGUAUCAUUGCAAGUUAUUACUAUCUUAAAUAUCAAACUAUCGAAUUGUUUGGUUCAUCAUUAAAGUCAACCACUCGUCGUAGAGGUAUCAUGGAUAUUAUUUCAAAUGCACCAGAGUUUAACUCUUUACCAAUUCGUCAUCGUGAGGAUCAAAUUUUGAUGAAACUAGCUUCACAUUUACCUCAAAAGAUUGAUAAGCCAAACUAUCAAGAGAUUUCAACCAAAGUUAAUGUACUUCUUCAAUGUCAUUUCAGUAGAGAAUCAAUCUCUGCUGACCUUUAUCAAGAUCAGAAAUUCAUAUUAGAGAAUGCAACUCGUUUACUUCAAGCGAUUGUGGAUGUUAUCUCAAGUAAUAGUUGGUUACAACCUGCAAUUGCUGCUAUGGAAUUAUCUCAAAUGAUCACUCAAGCAAUGUGGGAUAGUGAUAGUGUUUUCAAACAAUUACCACAUAUGAAUAAACGUCGUAUCGAUGCAAUCACAUCUCAAGGUAUUGAAAGUGUUUUCGAUUUAAUGUCAUUGGAUGACAAUAGUCGUAUACAGUUAUUAGAUCUCUCACAACAAGAAUCAAAUGAUCUCGUUCAAUCCUUUAUGAAAUAUCCUGAUAUCGAUAUCUCCUAUCAAGUUCAAGAUGAAGAUGAUUUACAUGCUGACUCAAUUAUGACGGUUGAAAUGGUUAUCGAAAGAGAUUUAGGUGAUGAUGAAGAAAACCCAAUCGAAAUCAAUGAUUCAAUCAAUGUUGUCUCUGCUCCUUACUAUCCAAAAGAAAAGAUUUGUGGUUGGUGGGCUUUAAUUGGUGAUUCAAAGAAUAAUCAUUUAUUAGCAAUCAAAAGAAUCACUUUCCUAAAGAAAACAAAGGUUAAAUUUGAAUUCCCAACUCCUGCUGUUGGUAAACAUCAAUUAUCACUUUAUCUUUUCUCUGAUUCUUAUAAUGGUUGUGAUCAAGAACAUGAAUUAAAUAUUAAUAUUUUACCUGCUGAAAUUGAAGAUGAAGAUGAAGAUGAAGAAGAAGAUAAUGAAAUGGAUGAAUAA
This is a messenger RNA of Dictyostelium discoideum AX4, 6714 nucleotides long. RefSeq names its product DEAD/DEAH box helicase (gene ascc3l). Gene Ontology annotation, molecular function: ATP binding; nucleic acid binding. The record is from RefSeq and is a predicted model, not a curated record. Lineage: Eukaryota; Evosea; Eumycetozoa; Dictyosteliales; Dictyosteliaceae. Gene Ontology annotation, biological process: spliceosomal conformational changes to generate catalytic conformation. The transcript is spliced from 3 exons. Gene Ontology annotation, cellular component: U5 snRNP. Bases 1 to 6714 code for a protein of 2237 amino acids.